UGUGUGCAUACUUUCUUUUUUUUUUUUUUUUUUUUUUUUGGCAGUCAGAAAAUUUCCAAAUCUGAAGUCAUCCAGGUGUUGUGUCGAUUCCGAUGGUACCUGAAUGCAGCAUAAUGGUUAAACUCUGCAGCGACAUCCCGAGGCAGUGCGCGCGAAGUUCCCAUCAGCGGCUCGCGACGUGUCCCGGGGCUAACAUAACUUGAAUCCCGCUCCCUGUUUCCCGUCCCAGUUUGGCAGUGAAAGACGCGGCUGUCUCACCCUGCAGCUCGGCACAGACAUGGGGGAAAUCAUCCUGCCACGGCGCAUGUUCCUGUGGAGCAUGGCGGUCAUCUAUCUGGCUGCUUUUGUGUCCCUGUACGUGCAGAUACCAGGUCUCUAUGGUAACGAGGGGCUGUUGCCUGCUCGUUGGCAGCUGCGAUACAGCGGUAAGUCUCUCGGGGAGCAGCUGCUGUCCUCUCCCACCCUGCUGUGGCUGGGACCUCGCCUAGGCUUGGACACGCACACCGCUAUGGAGCUGCUGUGUCUCAUCGGUGCUGUGCUGAGUCUUGCCGCCAUGCUGGUGGAGGCUUUUCGAGACAGCGUGGUGUUUUUCUGCCUUUGGGCCUUGUACCUGUCCAUGUACCAGGUGGGCCAAGUUUUUCUCUACUUCCAGUGGGACAACUUGCUUCUGGAGACGGGGUUCCUCUGUAUCCUUACUGCUCCACUGACAUUAAUCAGAGGGUCCCGAGGGGUCAGAGAGCAUGAUCGCGUGACCUUCUGGCUGCUCCGCUGGUUGCUCUUCAGACUCAUGUUUGCCUCUGGCGUGGUGAAACUCACGUCUCGUUGUCCUACAUGGUGGGGCCUUACAGCUUUGACGUAUCACUACGAGACUCAGUGCAUCCCCACCCCGCUGGCCUGGUAUGCCCACCAGUUGCCGGUGUGGUGGCAGAAGCUGAGUGUGAUGGGCACCUUCAUUAUCGAGAUCGCUGCACCCCUGCUUUUCUUCAGCCCGCUGCGCAGACUCCGUCUCGGAGCUUUUUAUAUGCAGGUGUUGCUUCAAGUGCUCAUCAUUUUGACUGGCAACUACAAUUUCUUUAACCUGCUGACUUUGGCCCUCUGUCUGUCGCUUCUGGACGACCAACAUGUGCACUUUUGGCUACGCAAAGCAGACAAGAUCAGCAACAAUGACUCCAAGCUGUGGUCGUGGCUGUGUUACCUGCUGGAGUUGGCAGUUUGGGCCAUCAUGAUUUUUGGAUCCAUAGUUUGCUUUGACCUGCAGCUGGACACAAAGAAAAACGGCAUCUCCUCCAGGACAGCAUUUACAUACCACCAGUUUAACCAGUUUCUGAAGACCGUCACCAUCCCUUCUAUCUGGAUUGGUGUCCUCUCUCUUACCUGGGAAAUGGUCACAGCCAUGUUCAGAUGUGCAUGUGUCUCUGGUUUCCUGAAGAGGUUUUGGGGAACUCUCCAGUGGACUGUGUUUGCUGCCGCCACAGCCGCGAUGUUCACUAUUAGCCUGGUGCCGUUCACCUACAUAGAGUAUGACUCUAAUGCCAGGUUGUGGCCGGGAGUGCGUCGGGCCUAUGAGCUGACGGAUCGCUUUCAGCUGUCCAACUCAUACGGCCUGUUCAGAAGGAUGACUGGGGUCGGCGGGCGGCCAGAGGUCGUCAUCGAGGGAAGCCAUGAUGGAGUCUCGUGGACGGAGAUAGAGUUUAUGUAUAAGCCUGGAAACAUGAGUGCACCUCCUGCUGUGGUGACGCCUCACCAGCCAAGGUUGGACUGGCAGAUGUGGUUUGCCGCCCUCGGGACUCACACACAGGCUCCGUGGUUCAGCAGCCUCGUGUACAAACUGCUGCAGGGCAAAAGAGAUGUGAUAGAGUUGAUCCAGACAGAUGCAUCAAAGUAUCCGUUCCACCAGCAGCCUCCUGCCUUCGUCAGAGCUCACCGCUACAGAUACUGGUUUACCGAACCAAAGGUUGACGGUUCCCUCCCAGAGCGCUGGUGGAGGAGGGUCUACGAUGAGGAAUUCUAUCCCACAGUGCACCUGGGAAACACCUUUCUGGAGAGCAUGCUUAACCAGUAUGGACUUAAGGACAAAUCACCUGCACGUCGCACAUCCAACACCACUGUUGCCCAGGUGGUGAGGUGGGUGCGCUCUCAGGUCAGAGGUGUUCCUACCCACAUCCUGAUCUGGACCCUCAUUGCCUGCAGCGCCGCCGUCUCUCUGCUCCAGGGAUUGCAGAACAGGAACAAACACGCAAUCCCGAACGCUCAUAAGGCGGCUGUGAGUGAUCACACGGAAAAUGCACCUGGCAGCUCCUCAGACAAGUCAGGUAAACAGCAGGCAGCAGAGGAGGAGGAGGAGGAGGAGGAGGACUGUGAAGAUGAGGUGGUGGAGGAGGGUGAAGACGAGGAGGAAGAGACUGUUGGUGAUGAUGAAAACGGGAAAGACAAAGAUGAGAUCCUUGGAAAGUCUUGAAGAAGAUGCAGGUAAUCCCGUAGUAGACUGUGAUCACCAGCUGCCUUCGUAAAAUUUGUCCGAAUUGACCAAAGAGGAUUGUAAUUCCUGAUCAGCCUAUUGCAGAAAAAAUCACUCUACUUGCCUUUUCCCACCUGCAUAUGUGUUUUCUCAUCAGAAACCAAAAGCUUAGAUAUACUUUAAAGGAUUUUCCUAAAAAAAAUCAAAAAAACAAUAUAUACACUGACACUAAAAUUAUCCCUCUCAGUCUUCACUUAUGACCAACUAGCAGUGUUUGGCAGUGUCUGUCGUAGCCUUUUUUUUUUUUUUUUUUUUAAAUUUUAGUCUUAUUUUGGUUUGCUUUGGACAUUUCUAGAUGUCAAGUCAGCUUUAUUGUCAAUCAUCUAUAUACACAGCUAAACAAAAUGCCGUUUCUCUCGGACCAGAUCCCUAAAGAAAUUAAAUAAGGCAGUAUACGUAAAACAGAGGACACGACAUACAAUAAACGUUUUACAAAUAAGAUAAGAAAGGCAGCGUCAACCUUUGGGUGGUGGUGUGUAGCCUCCAGCCAAUAGCAGCACGAGUUCAGAAAACGUAGCAGCCAGUCGUCUCUCUCUGCUCUGUGGAUGUGAGCUGCAGGUGUGUUGGAUCGAGGGCGAGGUUUAGCCGCGCACGCAGAGCAGAGAAACCAAGCGGACAGGAUGAGGCAUGCACUUCAGCUGAAUUCACACAUUUCCAAUACCGCGGCAACGUCCUGCAGGGCUGUGUGAAGGUGUUUGUCUUAAAUUGUGCCAACCACAGGAAACAAUCGGAAAAUAACAUUUAAUUUCUGUGAUUCACUGCUUUAUACUUGUUGUCACCACUCGCUUGACCUUUUUCCGCCCUCGCAGUCUCAUUGAGUUGAGGAAGAGGGGCCACGUUUGAAUGUUGUUUCUACAGACGGUGAGCUACAAAUCCUGCAAAGCUUGCCUUCAAUUCAGCAGGCUUUCACAGAUGUUAAUAAUUUGAAAAAAAAACACUGAUUGGUUCUGACGGAUGUUGAACAUUCGGAGUGAAAUCUAGUCACGCAGAUCAAAUCAUCGUUUAAAAAGAGUGAAAUAUAGAAUUCAAAGUACAAGGUGGCUUCGCUGUGUCGCCUGUUAAAAGAGUAAAAAUGUGUUUUGUCUCCUGUUUGGGUUGUGUGUCGAUGCACUUGUAUAUAAAUACGUUUUUGUGUGUGUGUGUGUGUGUGUGUGUGUGUUUGUUUUGU
Messenger RNA from Plectropomus leopardus (leopard coralgrouper), 3686 nucleotides. It is a transcript of the gene lmf2a, whose product is annotated as lipase maturation factor 2a. The record is from RefSeq and is a predicted model, not a curated record. Lineage: Eukaryota; Metazoa; Chordata; Actinopteri; Perciformes; Serranidae. Gene Ontology annotation, cellular component: endoplasmic reticulum membrane. Gene Ontology annotation, biological process: protein maturation.